This is a messenger RNA of Meloidogyne enterolobii, 476 nucleotides long. The record is from the annotation of a GenBank genome assembly. Lineage: Eukaryota; Metazoa; Nematoda; Chromadorea; Rhabditida; Meloidogynidae.
AUGACAGGAGUAAAAGAUAAUAGUGUGGGCGACAUCUCUCCUGCUUUUAGGCAAAAUUCAUUAAAUGAAGAAAGCCCAGUGGGCGAUGAAUCAGAUGAAGGUGAUGAGUCCCGUGAGGCUAGCGAUGAAGAACCUCCUUCUAGUUCUGGAGUUAUGCCCUCUACUAAAUCUUUUUACUCGUCAAAAAGUGAAUCAAAUGCAGGAAUACGAAAGAAAAAAACGCGUACUGUAUUCUCGAGAGGCCAGGUUAGUCUGUUGGAAGCAGCAUUCAACGCACAUCGAUAUCUCAACAGUCAGCAACGUACAGAUUUGGCUAGAACACUGAGCCUUACCGAAACACAAGUGAAGAUAUGGUUUCAGAAUCGGAGAAAUAAGUGGUUUGAAAAGAAUAAUUGGGACCAUGGAUUGUAACGAACCAACCGACAACCAAACCAAUAACAACCAAAAAAAUAAUUUAUCUAUUAUGCCAGCUUUAC